AUGGACUCCAACUUACUAUACGACGACCAGUUUUUGCAACAGUUGCAGUCUUGCACCAAUAUUGAUGAAGGAUACCGAACAUCCUUGGGUGAAUUAGUAUACAAAUCAUAUUGGCAAAAAAGGUUCAGUGAACCUAUGACGUGGAUUGGGAUCUAUAUUGCAUUCGCAUCUCUGCUGUGCAUCCUUGCAAUGGCGGCUGAUUUAAUACAUGGUCUGAGGCACCGGAAGCUAUGGUUUCCCUGUAAAUAUUUCACUCUGAAUGCUGCUUCUCUCACUGUUAUAGCCGUUGCAAUAAAGGUACCCAUGGAUCUAUCUAAUCAAACGCAGACUUCAAAGCUUGGGAGCCUGGCGUUUAUGUGCAGCAUGAUGGCGAAUUUAUUGCCUUCUCUAGCAACCAUGAACAACAAGGAACUUGUGGCAAACGUCAUAGCUUUGGGUGUUUUGAUAAUCACCUUGGUUGUCAAUGUUUGCAUUCAAAUAAACACCGGAGCUUACUCCUACCGUGUAUACGAGGUUCCGAAGGUUGUUUCCCCAAGCCAUUCACCUAGUGAAACAGGAGACUACGUCUUCAGAGCAAUCAUUAUUGUGGCUGUGUUACUCAUGUUGUUGGUAUUAUAUGCAUGUACCUCUUUAGCAAUUCUAAAGUCGAAACAGAUUUUAGAAUCAAAAUACCAAUCAGUUUUAAAGAAUGAAGACCUGCAACCAGGAGGAAGAUUAACUGUUGAGAAGCUAAAGCAAUAUGUAAGAAAAUACUCGAUCAUGGCAGAAACUGGAAGCCCCCAGUUCAUGACAGCUUGUUCUGCUACAACCACUGCUUCUGGGGUAUUAUGUGCUUUAAGCAGUGUAAUAUGCCAUCUAAAUGCACAUCGCAAACCAGAUCAAAACAUAGUUGAUUCAGAUUACAAGUGGUCAAUACAGGCGAUUCUUAUUAUACAAUAUAUUGGAGCCUGGUUGGGUGCUAUUGCCCCAAUUUCUAGAUGUUUUGCAGCCUUGAGGUUUAAGCUGUCAGUAAAAUGGAUUUGGAACCAUUUCAAGGUGUUUAAAGUUGAGAGCUACUGGAUUCAGAAGUUAUCCGAUUGGAAACACAGUAGCAUACCAUUCUCAUCUCGUAGGCGCAAAUGA
This is a messenger RNA of Lactuca sativa (garden lettuce), 1122 nucleotides long. RefSeq lists its product as uncharacterized. Lineage: Eukaryota; Viridiplantae; Streptophyta; Magnoliopsida; Asterales; Asteraceae. The record is from RefSeq and is a predicted model, not a curated record.